AUGUGGAUUCGAGAGCAUCUUUACUUCAAUGGUUUCAGUAAAAAUUAUUUGAAUUGGAUUUGGCAUGGUGAGGCUGCGGAGAAGGAUAGAUUAAAUUCGAGUGUCAACCAAGAGCCAAUUGAUAAUUGUCAUGAUGAUUUUGAAAUUGUUAAUUUGUGUGAGGCAGCGUAUGAUAACCAUACAGAAAAUCCAGAAGCAUUUAUGAAGUUUUUGGAGGAAGCAGAGAAGCCACUAUAUAAGGGAUGCAAACGUUACACAAAGUUGAGUGCACUUGUAAAACUAUACAAUACCAAAGCAAGGCAUGGGAUGAGUGAUGCUCUAUUUUCAGAUCUACUAGCAGAUUUUGGGGACAUGCUGCCAGAUAACCACAAUCUGUCAUCGUCAAUUUAUGAAGCAAAGAAGACGUUGAGUUGUUUGGCUUUGAGUCAUGAAAAGAUUCAUGCUUGUUCCAAUGAUUGCAUCCUUUAUAGGAAACAAUAUAAAGACUGCGUAAGCUGCUCGAAAUGUGGCUUAUCAAGAUGGAAGCUAACCAAGAAAAAUGUUGAGAAGAAAGGUGUUCCUGCCAAAGUGGUUUGGUAUUUCCCUCCCAUACCAAGAUUUAAGCGCAUGUUUAAAUAUUUAGAAACUUCCAGAAAUUUAACAUGGCAUGCAGAUAGCACAAGAGUUGUUGGUCAGUUACACCAUCCAGUUGAUUCACCGUCAUGGAAAUUGGUGGAUCAUAUGUGGCCCGACUUUGGAAGUGAGGCAAGAAAUAUUCGCCUGGCACUUGCAGCCUAUGGAAUUAAUCCUCACAGCAAUCUUAGUAGUCGCUACAGGCCGAAACAACCUGGAAACGAUAUCGACGUCUACCUUGAGGUUCUGGUUGAUGAUUUGCAACUGUUGUGGGAAGGAGUUGAUGGAGUUUAUGAUGCUUAUCGAAGGGAGGUUUUCACUCUUAAAGCAGUUCUUUUAUGGACCAUCAACGACUUUCCUGCAUAUGGUAACCUUAGUGGUUGUACUACACAUGGUUAUUACGCAUGCCCAAUAUGUGGUGAGGAUACUUAUGUAAAGCACUUACAAAAUGGGAAGAAAAUGUCAUUUGCUGGGCAUAGAUGA
Molecule: messenger RNA, 1095 nt
Organism: Zingiber officinale
Lineage: Eukaryota; Viridiplantae; Streptophyta; Magnoliopsida; Zingiberales; Zingiberaceae
Exons: 2
Coding region: 1-1095 (364 amino acids)
Source: RefSeq, a predicted model, not a curated record